GUAUAAAAUGUGCUUGCAUCUCCACUAAGCGUUCUCUCCACUUCAGCACUCCUAGAAGGUUGGAAGAAACAUCACUUGGGGGAAAAUGGCCCCAGCAACGAAGAAGGGAGUUUUGGAGAGGCUCAAUGCAGGGGAGGUCGUCAUUGGAGAUGGUGGCUUCGUCUUCGCCCUGGAGAAGAGAGGCUACGUGAAGGCAGGCCCAUGGACUCCCGAGGCAGCUGCCGAGCAUCCCGAGGCCGUGCGACAGCUGCACAGAGAAUUCCUGAGGGCCGGCGCAAAUGUCAUGCAGACCUUCACUUUCUACGCCAGCGAUGAUAAAUUGGAGAACAGGGGCAACAAGCUGAGCUUUACGGGUCAGCAGAUCAACGAGGCAGCGUGCGACCUGGCUAGGGAGGUAGCCAACGAGGGAGAUGCUCUGGUGGCCGGCGGUGUCAGCCAGACUCCCUCCUACCUCAGCUGCAGGAGCGAGGACGAGGUGAAGGCCAUCUUCAAGAAACAGCUGGACGUCUUUGUCAAGAAAGACGUCGACUUCCUGAUUGCAGAGUAUUUUGAGCACGUAGAGGAGGCUGUGUGGGCAGUGGAAGUGCUGAAGGCCACAGGCAAGCCAGUGGCAGCCAACCUGUGCAUCGGGCCCGAGGGAGACAUGCACGGCCUGAGCCCCGGAGAGUGCGCCGUCCGCCUGGUCAAGGCCGGUGCUGACAUCGUCGGAGUCAACUGCCACUUUGACCCACUGACAUGUGUGGAGGCUGUGCGCCUGAUGAAGGAGGGUGUGGAGAAGGCCGGCCUCAAGGCCCACUACAUGUGCCAGCCCCUGGCCUACCACACGCCCGACUGCAACAAGCAGGGCUUCAUCGACCUCCCCGAGUUCCCCUUCGCCCUGGAGCCCAGAAUCCUCUCCCGCUGGGACAUGCAGCAGUACGCCCGCGAGGCCUACAAGGUGGGCAUCCGCUACAUCGGCGGCUGCUGCGGCUUCGAGCCCUACCACGUCCGCGCCCUGUGUGAGGAGCUGUCCCCCGAGAUCGGACACCUGCCCGCCGGCUCCGAGAAGCACGGCAUGUGGGCCAGCGGCCUGGAGAUGCACACCAAGCCCUGGGUCAGAGCAAGGGCCCGUCGUGACUACUGGGAGAACCUGAAGCCUGCGUCCGGAAGGCCCAAGUGCCCCUCUCUUGCCACCCCCGACGGCUGGGGCGUCACCCAGGGAGACGCCGACCUCGUCCAGCAGAAGGAGGCCACCACCAAGGACCAGCUCCUCCCCCUGUUUGAGAAAGCCAAGCACUAAAAAGAAAUGCAAACCGAAAAACCAGAAACAUACAGUGCAGACCAAAGAUUUUUUUAAAAUAAUUAAAAAAAGAUCUCUGUAUUAGGCAACUAUAAUGUGAAGGAUACAAAGAUGAUAACAGCGACGUUUUAGCUGUGUUGUUUUGUACCAGGACCAGUUUUCUAUAUUUACAUUGUUUCAGUUUCUCCCACUUGGCAGAGGUCGUCAAACAGUGGAACAAUACAGUACAUAGGCUAGUCAAUGUCACUCACCAUGACAUUUUUUAGUAGAGAAUGCGUUUACAAGAAGUUGGGUUUACAACUGAGCUCGUUCAUUUGAAGUCAGAGUCAAUGUGUCAACUGUGAUUAAACUUUUAAUUAUUAAUUUUUAGGAAUGUAUAAUGAUGUAGCGAAGCUGCAUUCCAUUUUUUUGUCCUCAACACUCCAUGUUUAUGAGGAAGUGGCAGUUUGAAUCUGUUUUGAAGAAGGUCAAUAAAAAACCUCCAAAAGAUAAA
Engraulis encrasicolus (European anchovy) is the source of this 1772-nucleotide messenger RNA. RefSeq names its product betaine-homocysteine methyltransferase (gene bhmt). Gene Ontology annotation, molecular function: betaine-homocysteine S-methyltransferase activity; zinc ion binding. The transcript has 8 exons. Gene Ontology annotation, biological process: L-methionine salvage. Gene Ontology annotation, cellular component: cytosol. The coding region runs from base 86 to 1279 and encodes 397 amino acids. The record is from RefSeq and is a predicted model, not a curated record. Lineage: Eukaryota; Metazoa; Chordata; Actinopteri; Clupeiformes; Engraulidae.